Molecule: messenger RNA, 2181 nt
Organism: Fusarium poae
Lineage: Eukaryota; Fungi; Ascomycota; Sordariomycetes; Hypocreales; Nectriaceae
Exons: 2
Coding region: 1-2181 (726 amino acids)
Biological process (GO): intracellular monoatomic cation homeostasis; intracellular signal transduction; protein phosphorylation
Molecular function (GO): protein serine/threonine kinase activity; ATP binding
Source: RefSeq, a predicted model, not a curated record
AUGCUGGCUCCCCACCAGCUCGACUCAGCAACAGCAACAGCAACAGCAACAGAUAAAAGUACCUCACCAUCAGCAUUGCGCGCAAACCAGUUUCAGUCUUCAUUUUCGCCUCGCGACAUUUCCACCGACCUUACUGAAUCAAUUGUUUUAGAAGAAGGCGGUGAAUCCGGAAGCGAAUCUGCUGUUGAGCCCGUCACUCCUGUCAGCGGUCGUCAUUCACAAGACUUCACACUUCAAACCCAGGACCUACAAGACCUUCAAAGCCUGCAGUCUUACCCAGCGGGUUCAGUCACAUCUUCAGGGGUUGGGCCGAUUGCGAUCCCAGGUGCCAACGCCGGCAACAACAACAACAAAGGGGGCUAUCUCUCACAGUCUGCAAGCCGACCACCCACUACCCCGACUACCCCAAGAGCAUCAGAGCCAGAGCCUGGUAGCUCCCUUACCCGCCAAUCGACUCGUGGGUCCAUUUCUACCGCGAGUUUCAAACGCACCAUGUCAAGUUUCUUUCGAAGAUCAAAUUCACAAGCCAGGAAUGACUAUACCCCUUCAGAAUCAGCAACACCGUCAGUCGUAUCCGCGCCAACUGAGCCCCAGACUAAUGGCCAGCCGCGGGCUGCGGCUCGUCGUCGCUUCUCCAUGAACCGUUCCUCUGCCACAACUCGUUCCAACUCUCCUCCCUCACCUAGCGACAACGGCCUCGAGAUGAAUCUUGCACACCGAGAACGUGACGGCGACAAGUCUCUUCCUAGCCAGGGUGAUUUCAAAAAGAACCGCGCAUCCACUGGAUUUACCUUGCGCAACCGAGCCAUCAAUUUCGUUGGUGCGAAUCACAACAGUCGAGGACAUGGCAACAAGCGCCCUGAAUAUAAUCGCCGAGCUAGCAGCUAUGAUGGCAGCCGCCCCAGCACACCUCUUCCACCACCCGCAGAAGGUGACGAGACUAUGUAUCCACCUGAGCGGAGUGUUUGGCCUCUUCCUCCAGAGUCUGGAACUGGUGCCAAGGCUCGCCGCAUGAGUCUGAGUCUUCCUGAUGAUUUUGCUGUGGAUGUGGCUGAGCUGCAAAGCGAGUUCGAAUACCAGCGCAAGUUUCUGGGUCGACAUGGCAAACAUCUUGGCAAGGGAGCUGCGUCCAAGGUCACACUCAUGAUGCGCAAGGGAUAUCCAGAAGAGCUUUAUGCCGUAAAGGAGUUCCGUGGAAAAUCGCACCGCGAAAGCCAGCAAGACUACGAAAACAAGAUUAAGUCAGAAUUCAGCAUCGCCAAGAGUCUACAUCACCCAAACAUUGUUGAGACCUUCCGCCUCUGUACCGACCAUGGGCGUUGGAACCACGUGAUGGAAUACUGCUCCGAAGGUGAUCUUUUCAGCCUCGUGCAAAAAGGUCACCUCAAGGGCGACGAUCGUAAGAAGGACCGUAUGUGCCUUUUCAAGCAAUUGAUUCAAGGCGUGUACUACCUUCAUGUCAACGGCAUUGCCCACCGUGACAUCAAACUUGAGAAUCUUCUCAUUACCAAGGAUAGCAAGCUCAAGAUAACCGAUUUCGGUGUGUCAGAAGUUUUCUGUGGUACUCACCCAGGUCUUCGUGAAGCUGGCGGACAAUGCGGCCGUAAUAUGGGUGGCGAAAUCCGCCUGUGCUCACCUGGUAUCUGUGGAAGUGAGCCUUAUAUCGCCCCCGAAGUCCUCGCCAAGCAGGAAUCUUACGACCCCCGAGCUCUUGAUGUGUGGAGCUCUGCGAUUGUCAUGAUUUACCUUACCUUUGGAGGCGCCAUCUGGUCCCGAGCCGAGCCUGGUGAACUUCACUACGACAAGCUUGUCACGGGCUGGAAUAAAUGGUAUGCGAAGCAUCCAGAGAGCGACGCCUCCAUCAGCGACAGCGAUUACCCUAAAUGUUACGCCCUCGACGUUGGCAUGAGCCCGCCUGCUCUGCGACGCCUUGUCCUACAGAUGCUGAACCCAGAGCCGAGCAAACGUAUCGGAAUCGACGAGGUCAUCAACAACCGCUGGCUGAAAAACGUUGAGUGCUGCCAGCUCGAAUCCUACGACGACCCGGCUUUACUCAUCGAUGCCACCAAGAAAGACAACUCCAUACAUGGCAACAAGAAGAUAUUCUGUCAUAACCACUUGCCCCCAAAGGGAACUGGCUCUCACUCCCUAGGCAAGAUGCCAGGCCAGGCGGGCUACUAG